AUGUCGGAUAGCAUACAAGAAUGUUUACAUUUGUAUUUGGAAGAUAAAAACGGUAAAUGUUGCAUAUUUAUUUAUCUUUCAGUGAUACAUGUCGAAAGAGCAUUCACGUUAUUGAAUUUGGCGUCCAACUCAUGGAAACCUGGGAAGAACUUUGCCUAUACAAGCCAUGAUAUAUUACAUUUGGCUGUAGUUGCUGCUGAGGCAAAGCUAAGCGGUACCACCACUUCUGUCAUUAAUAUUUUUGAGAGUGUUUUUGGUGGUAAUAAUGAAUUUUCAGAUCUAGUGUCAUUAAUUUUCGCCGAAAUAUUGUUUCAGAAAAGUGAAUUUUCUAUUAGCACGAUAGGUCUGGCCAUGGGUCACGUUGAAAAAUCGAUUUACUUUGCCACUGAGAGUGAUCACCAAAUUAUUGUCAAUAAUUUAUUGAUUCUUUUAUACAAGUUUGUACGAAUGAAAGCAACAUUGUUCAAGAGAGCAGAACUACCUCUCUUUUUAAGGCCGAAGUUGAAGUUACUGAUGGAUAUGCAUAUUAAAGAUCACUCUUUUAUACUACGUUUUGGAAUACUUCUUCUCGAAACAUUCAUACAAGUCGGAUCCAGAAAGGAAGCGAGUCAGUUGUUGGAUACGUUAGCUGGUGGUGUUGCACGUCACGUUCCUGAACAAAUGGUUGAACUUCUUGCAACUGCCAGUGGGGGCAACUUAACGAGCGCUGAACGUUAUAUAAACUGGGCGCUUGGAGUGUAUAGUGGUAAUCAAACAGAAUUAUCCAUAAACCAGCCUACCAAAGUUUCUGUGUCUCAAGCAAAAGAGCGGAAUAUACCGAUGAGUGGACCACUGGCACAUAGUUUAAUCAGCUUUGGAAUAGUACCCUCAAGUCGUCUAGCAAGGCUACGAGCAAGUUUUUCUAUCGCUGAUUAUGUUUUCCUCGAUAGCACAAAAAAUCCGAGUGAACAAAGUGAAGAAUUUUUGAAAAUUCUACGACUGCUUGAAAUUCAAGAUGAAAACAACGAAUUACUAACGGAUAAACAAUUAGAGAAUAAAAUAUCAAACAUCGGAGAUUCACCAAUCGAUGAUACUAGUUAUAGUAGUAACAAUACUGAAAUGAUCAAUAACUCUGAGGAGAUCAUAGAUGAUGUGCUUUCUCCUAAGUUUUUAACCACUGAAACUCGGUAA
This is a messenger RNA of Schistosoma margrebowiei, 1170 nucleotides long. The record is from the annotation of a GenBank genome assembly. NCBI's taxonomy places the organism in Eukaryota, Metazoa, Platyhelminthes, Trematoda, Strigeidida, Schistosomatidae.